CGAGCUCCCUGGUAAGGUUCUCUCCGCAGAGCUCUUGGCCGCCCAGGCUGAUCAAGGAUGUUCAUUUCCCCGUCUGACCGCCCCUCCCCUUUGUGUGUGAGGCCGCCCUCCCAUUAUCUCUCCCGAGGCCCGGGCACCUCUUUGUCGCCUCCAAAUUUACUGAUCCCUCCUUGCCGCGCGGGUCCCGGCCCUGGGAAAAACCCGGACCCUCAGAAUAGUCGGGGAGGCCCUGUUGUCAAGUCGCCAGCAUGGACACCUCAGGGAUAGGGAUAGACAUCGUGAGCUAAGGCUCUCGGCUUAUUUCUUCCCAACUAGCCAAUUCUCUGGGAGAUAAAAUUUUCAUCACCCCCGUGGACUGAGCAUCCCCCCCACUUUCAUACUCGUUCCCCUAAUUGGUAUUCUGCUCUUAUCCUACUGCGUGAGUUUUAUGUGAGUGUUGAGUUGAUCUGCGCAGCCAGAGCCAUCUCAUGGAUGAACCAUGUCUUCUGCCGCCUUUGGGUACUACCUGUUGUGCCAGGCGCACACUCCUGCAUAAAAGAAGAUGCCGUUCGAAUUCUCCCUGAAGCCCCAGGAUGGACUUUCUGGUUCUCUUCCUGUUCUACCUGGCUUUGAUGCUGAUUGGUGUUGUUAUGAUAUGCAUCUGCCCAGAAAUGCAUUAUGUGACAGGUCUGGUCAGGGGAAGAACACAGAUAUUCUCCUGUAUAAUUUCAGAAUGCCUUCAGCAAGCCAUACUAGGACUGCUUCAUUAUCUCUUCCAUACACGAAACUAUAUCUUCAUUAUCUUGCACCUCAUCUUGCAAGGGGCGAUUUAUACUGAAUACACCUGGGAAAUAUUUGGCUACUGUCAAGAGCUGGAGUUCUCCUUAUGUUAUCUUAUUCUGCCCUAUCUGCUUCUGAUUAUAAACCUGAUCUUUUUCACAUUAACUUGUGUCAGCAACCCUGGAACCAUAACAAAGGCAAAUGAAUUACUGUUUCUUAAAGUAUAUGAAUUUGAUGAAGUGAUGUUCCCAAUGAACAGGAGCUGCCCCACUUGUGAUUUAAGGAAACCCGCGCGAUCCAAGCACUGCAGCGUCUGUAACCGCUGUGUACACCGUUUUGACCAUCACUGCAUUUGGGUGAACAACUGCAUUGGAGCCUGGAAUGUGAAGUAUUUCUUUCUAUACCUCUUGACAUUGACGGCCUCAGCUGCCUCCAUGGCCGUCGUGAGCACUGUGUUUCUGGUCCAGUUGGUGGUGUUGUCUGACAUGUACUCGAAGACUUACAUCGAUGACCUGGGGCACUCCCAAGUUAUUGACACCGUCUUUCUUAUUCAGUACCUGUUCCUGACCUUCCCAAGGAUUGUCUUCAUGUUGGGCUUUGUUGUGGUGCUCAGCUUCCUCCUGGGGGGCUACCUGUGCUUCUCUCUGUACCUGGCUGCCACCAACCAGACCACUAAUGAGUGGCACAAGGCUCGGGCCUACUGCCAACCUUGCCACCCUGCAUCCCGACCUCCAUCAGCAAAGUCACAUGUCUACCAGAACAUUUACUCCCGUAGACUUUGGAGCAACCUUGGAGAGAUCUUUCUACCUGCUGCAGCACAUUAUGACAGGAAGAAGAAAUAAGAAUGGAAAGAGUAUUACUGCCUUUUAAAUAUUGUAUACAGUUAUUUAUACAUACGGAUAUUUUUUAAGAAUUUGUUUUAUUAAGUUUUGUC
Molecule: messenger RNA, 1693 nt
Organism: Talpa occidentalis (Iberian mole)
Lineage: Eukaryota; Metazoa; Chordata; Mammalia; Eulipotyphla; Talpidae
Gene: ZDHHC4
Product: zinc finger DHHC-type palmitoyltransferase 4
Exons: 7
Coding region: 573-1601 (342 amino acids)
Biological process (GO): peptidyl-L-cysteine S-palmitoylation; protein targeting to membrane
Cellular component (GO): endoplasmic reticulum; Golgi apparatus
Molecular function (GO): protein-cysteine S-palmitoyltransferase activity
Source: RefSeq, a predicted model, not a curated record